Messenger RNA from Helianthus annuus (common sunflower), 968 nucleotides. RefSeq names its product 60S ribosomal protein L7-1. The transcript is spliced from 5 exons. Gene Ontology annotation, cellular component: cytosolic large ribosomal subunit. Gene Ontology annotation, molecular function: RNA binding; structural constituent of ribosome. The coding region runs from base 35 to 772 and encodes 245 amino acids. Lineage: Eukaryota; Viridiplantae; Streptophyta; Magnoliopsida; Asterales; Asteraceae. Gene Ontology annotation, biological process: maturation of LSU-rRNA from tricistronic rRNA transcript (SSU-rRNA, 5.8S rRNA, LSU-rRNA). The record is from RefSeq and is a predicted model, not a curated record.
UACAUAUAUUUUUUCUUAGGUGAUAUCAACCAUCAUGGCCGAUGAGGAACCGAAGCAGCUCGAUUACGUAUCCGAGAUUGUGUUGAAGAAAAGAAAAAACAAUGAGGACUGGGCCAUUAGAAGGAGAGAGCAAUUGGAGCAACGGGUCAAGAAAUCCAAAAGUGAUAAUUUCGUUAUCAAAAAGCCCGAACAGUUUAUCAGAGAAUACCGCGAUAGAGAGGCUGAUCUAAUCAAAAUGAAACAUCGGUCAAAACGACCAAGAAAAGCAUCUGACUUAUCUCAGGCGAAGCUUCUUUUCAUCAUACGUAUACAAGGUAAAAGUGACAUGCACCCUCAGACACGGAAACUUUUAUACUCUUUGAGACUAAGGAGGAUGUUCACCGGUGUUUUUGUCAAGGCAAACGACAGAAUAUUGGAUGUUCUACAAAAAGUUGAACCAUAUGUGACUUAUGGGUAUCCUAACCUCAAGAGCGUGAACGAGCUUAUAUACAAGAAGGGUUUGGCGAAAAUUAACAAGCAGUUAUAUCCUUUGACGGACAAUAACAUUAUUGAACAGGCGCUUGGGGAGCACAAAAUCAUAUGCAUAGAAGACAUUGUUAACGAAAUAGCGAACGUGGGCCCACAUUUCAAGGACGUUUGCAACUUUUUGUGUCCGUUUAAUCUAAACAAGCCCGAAAAGGCGUUGCAGGGUAAGAAAAAGCCUUUCAGAGACGGAGGUGAUUCGGGAAACCGUGAAGAUCAAAUCAAUGAGUUGAUUAGCAAGAUGAACUAACUAUAUACAUCCCGAUCUAUAUCUCUAUCUUUUUGAAGUUGAGUUUAAGCGAGUGUGAACGUAGAGGUGUUUUGAACCUUUUAUCGAACGGUAAAAUUAGUGUUUUUUUGUUCUGGGCUUUAUCUGUCUUGUUAUUGUACCUUUGAAUGGUAAAAGUCUUGUAUUAUCUCCACUCCUUGCAGUUUUUGGGAUGCAA